Molecule: messenger RNA, 4524 nt
Organism: Naegleria fowleri
Lineage: Eukaryota; Heterolobosea; Eutetramitea; Acrasida; Naegleriidae
Exons: 2
Coding region: 1-4524 (1507 amino acids)
Biological process (GO): DNA repair; replication fork processing
Cellular component (GO): nuclear replication fork
Molecular function (GO): zinc ion binding; ATP-dependent chromatin remodeler activity; ATP binding
Source: RefSeq, a predicted model, not a curated record
AUGAUAUCAUCGGAUUCUUCUUCGAAGGGUGAAUUUAUUUACUGUUCGUGUGGGUCUUUGGCACAACUCCGAACCACCAAGAACGGAGUCAAUGCAGGAAAAGAAUAUUGGAGUUGUGCUCGAGAUUUCAAGGAUCCACAACGAUGUAAAUUCUUCAUGUGGAAUCCUAACAACAACAACAACUCUUCCUUUUCACUUCGAUCCUCUUCAUCAAUGAAUCAUUCUUCAAACUCUAAUACCUUUCAAACAAGCAAAGCCUUCACUAUUACUACGACUUCCGAUCGUCUUUCAACCAAAAAUCCUUCAAACUCUUCAUCCAAUUCAUCCAACGACGUCCAAAUUGUUGGUGACGAUGUCAUCAGUGCUCCGUUAUGUCCCAAACAUCAAAUUGCAUGCAUACAAAGAAGAGUGGUCAAGGAAGGACCAACCAAAGGUCGAUUGUUUUGGACAUGUACAGCAGCACAAAAUUGUCAUUUUGAAUGGUGCCGUGAAGGAACAAAACCAGCUUUAUAUUUGGACAAUCCAUCAUCAUCGUGGAGAGGUGGUGGUGGUGGUGGUGGUGGUGCUUUUACUUCAACAAUGAUAGAAUCUAACAUCAAGUUAGGUCCUCCCUAUUUGAUCAAUUUUCAACUCGUUGGAAGUAAUAUUUUACAACAAGCAAACAAACAACUCAAAGAUCGACAUGAAACACUUUCUAUUCAAAAAGACAAUUACGAUUGCAUUUUAUUGACCUUUCCUAGAAUAGGAACAAUUACCAACAAAUUGAUAAAAUCUCUCAAUGACUUGUUUGAUAAGAAAAUUACAAAAUUUAAUGAUUUGGAAUUUAUCAUUCCACUCACUGAACAUGCAACUCUAAAGAAAUUCUUGUUAGAAACUCGAGUAGAAGGUGCUCAUAUAAUUAUUUCUGAUUUUCCUGAAGGUACAAAAAUAAUUUUGAAUCAUUAUCCAGCCAUUGAUUUAUCCAAUGUCGAUGCACUUUGUGAAGAAUUAAAUUUUAAAGACAAGUUUCCAAAAUAUGUCUAUUCAAAAUUAAGACCAUUUCAAAAACAAGGAAUUGCAUUUGCAGUGAAACGAGAUGGUAAAGUACUCUUUGGUGAUGAAAUGGGAGUAGGAAAGACUCUGCAAGGAUUCUCAACCAUGUAUUACUUUAAACAAGAUUGGCCACUUUUAAUCAUUUGUCCUUCAUCAUUGAAACACAAUUGGGGAAAAGAAAUUGAAGAUUGGUUUAUUACAGGUGAAAAGGGUCAUUCAGAUAUUACAACUGAAAAUAUCAAAAUUAUUGAAAAUGGAAAACAAAUACCAGAUGGAUAUAUUAAUAUUAUUUCCUAUACAAUAGCUACCAAUAUGUUAGCAGAGAAUCCACAAGAUGAACAUGCAGAUGGUGCCAUUUUGAAUGGAGUGAAAUUCAAAUGUGUGAUUUGUGAUGAAAGUCAUUCUCUUAAAAACACCAGCACCAAAAGAAGUCAAAAAAUAGUUCCUUUUUUACAGAAAGUCGAACGUCUUGUCAUGAUCACUGGUACACCUGCAUUGAGUCGACCAAAAGAACUCUUUCCUCAACUCUCUCUCUUAUUGGAUCGAGAAUUUAGAUUUACAAAAACAGCCUUCACCACUCGAUAUUGUGAUGCCAAAGAAACUCUUCAUUAUGUCGAUGAUAAUGGAAGUUCCAAUGUGAUGGAAUUAAAUUAUUUAUUGAGUCGAACGGUCAUGAUUCGAAGAAGAAAAGAAACCGUUCUCUCUGAAUUACCACCAAAACAAAGACAACAAGUUCUAUUAACCAUUUCACCCAAUGACUUGAAACGAAUUAAAUACUCAGCUGAAAAGAUGAAGAAUGCCAUUGAAAAGAUGAAACAUGCCAUGACCAAACAAGAUCAUUUUCAACAUAAUUUUGAUAAGAAUUCUGAAAUAUUUCGAAUGUAUAACAUGACUGGAGUUGCUAAAUUACCAGCUGUUAAGGAAUAUAUUGCAGAUAUGAUUGAAAAUACUGGAGAUUUGAAAUUUCUUGUAUUUGCUUAUCAUACUGAAGUAUUGGAUGGUGUUGAAGAAUGUGUGGCAAAGGAACUUGCCAAGUUUUAUCAAUUGAAAUUUAAAGAAUCAGAACUUGAAAAGAAGAUGAGAGGUGAUUAUUACAUUCGAAUUGAUGGUUCUACAGAUUCCAAUCGAAGACAAUCUCUAGUCACCAAUUUCAAACAAAAUGGACAUUGUCGGGUGGCCAUUCUCUCGAUUAAAGCUGCUGGUGUUGGUUAUACCAUGACUCCAUGCAGUACUGUUUUAUUUGCAGAAUUAUAUUGGACUCCAAGUGAUUUGAGACAAGCAGAAGAUCGUGUGCAUCGUAUUGGUCAAAAAGAUUCUGUUCAUAUCAAGUAUUUAUUAGGAAAGGGUACUUUUGAUGAAUACAUGUGGCCCAUGCUUCAAAGAAAGUUAGAUGUGGUUGGAAAGUCCGUGGAUGGAGAAUCACAUGUCGAUGAAAAUGUACAACAAGUGGAAUUUGAAAGAAGAAGAACACUACCACGAUGUUGUACUCGUAAUGAUUCAAUCAUGAUGGAUGAAGAGAAUGAUGAUGAAGAGAAUGACGAAGAGGACAACAUGUAUGAAGAAGAAGAACACUUGGCAGAAAUGUAUGAACAUUUUGAAGAAGAAGGAAAAUCCAAGUCAUCUCGAAGGUCAAAAGUCAUGAUUCGUGAUGACAAUGAAGAGGAUGAUGAAGAGAAGGAUCCAUUAACCACAUCAAUGGAUGAAGAGAAGGGCGACUUGGAAUUCAUUGACCACCACCACCACCACCACUCGUACCACCACCACAAGAAUAACUCUUCAAAAAACAAUUCUCUUCAAAAAGAGGGUCUUAUACGAACGACUCGUAAAAACCUUAAUCCUACGAUCCACAAUGAAACCAACAACAAGAACACCACCAUGAAUAAUGAUCUCACGAGUAGUAGUAGUAGUAGUAGUAGUAGUAAUAUUGCUAUUCGUCGUACUACUAGGAGUAGUAAUAAUAACCCUACGACGAAUAGUAGUAGUAGCAGCAGUAAUAGUAGUAGUAGUAGUAGUAGUAAUAUUGCUAGUAGUAGUAAUAAUAAUAACAAUAAUACGAGUAUGUGUAUGGACAUGAUGACAAUCAACAACAAGGAACGCAAAUGUGGUCUUGACAUUCUUCGACAAUUGAUGCAUCUUCCAAAGAAUGGUGAAUCGUUACCUCCCAAUGUUCGAGAUGCCAUGAAGUUAGAGGAAUUAACAGAAGAACACCAUUCACGUGAAGAUGGAAAAACAGCUCUUCUCAAAACACUCUCCUCACUGAGCUCAGUUGAGACCAAAACUUGUAAAACGUUUAAUCGUUCCUUUCGAGAUGAUGAUGAGAAAGAAGAAGAAGAGGAGAAGGAUGACUUGUCUCUCGAAAAGAAAUCCAUCAUGUUGUUGAAAAAACGAAAUCGAUCUCUCUUGUCGAGUGAUUCGACAGAGGAGGAAGUGUCUUCUCAAACAACAACAACAACAACAACAACAACAACAACAUUCACACAACACCGUUCUUCCUUAUUACCACAAACUCCAACCAAGAAACAAUCACCAAUCAUGAAAACAAGUCCAUUCUUUAAGAAUCCAACAAGCUCUCAACAUGUGGUCACUCAACCAAGUGAUGAGGAAAGUCAUGAUGAUUUAGUCAAUCCUGAUAAGAUGAUCCAAAAAACAGAAGAGAAUGUAUGCAAGAACCACAAAUCCACACCAUCAUCGACACCAUCACACAUUCUGAAUGACUCAUCUCUCUCGAAAUUCACAAAUGCUUUCAAGAGAACAACCUCUAUUUCUACUACUACUAGUAGUUGUAGUACUACUACUACUUCUGAUCCAUCCAUGUUGAUGAUGACCACAUUUUCGAAAAGAGAAACAUCAAAUACCAAUCACCUCUCAACAACAACUCCUCCUCAGAGUCGGCCAUCACCUCGUUUGUUAAUGAAUAGUCCUCCCACAACAACAACAACCACACCAAACUCUAAAACAUUCACACCACCACCUCCUCCUCUUCCACAAUGUGUUGUUGCACAUUCAACAACAACAACCUCUUCCAUUCCUUCCAUACCAAGUCCAGUUGGAAAUAGCUCUACAAAAUCAUCACCCAGUGCUUCCUCAAACUUGGCACAACUGUUUGAAAAGUAUUCAUUCAAGAGAGAAGUAACAACAACAACUGGUGCGUCCUACUCUCACUCGACACCCAGCAAGGCACCAAUGUCUCUUCAAGUCAACAACAUGAGAACAAGCACUUCCUCACAACAAACCAAACAACAAGUGCCACUGGUGGUUACACCUCCCAUCAGAACACACACCACUCCCAAUAAGAUAACGAACUUAACUUCACCUCGCACGACCAUCCACUCCCUAAGCAGCAGUGCUCCAGAAUCAUCCCGUACGAAUCAGGAAAAUCAAUUAGAACCUGAAACAAAGAAGAUCAAAACGGAAUCUCACACCCGUCAAGAAGCGCCCUUACUUGAUGACGAUUUUAUUCUUGAUGAUGAGAUACUUCCAGAUAUGAUCUAA